AUGCGCACUUUAAACACGUGGUGGACUCCCGAUAGGAGCGAGUGCGUGGCUUAUCCUCAGUAUCCUCAGAAGAAAUGGACAUUCCUGGAGGUUGAAACUCGAGCAAAAUUUGAGCCCGAGCUUCAGGCCUAUGCGGCUGGAUACCUUGAAGGUGUACUCUCCCGCGAAGUGCUUCAUUACCACAUUCAAAACACAGUAGAGACUUACUGCACGAAUUUCACGCAGUACUGUGAUCGAAUGAAGGAAUUUGUUGGCCAAAACCAGGAUUACAUCAAGCAAACGCUCGCCUCCACGUCUAGAGAUGACAUGUACUGGUCGGCAGUCAAUCGCACGUACUACCAGCUCACUGGCUUGAUCGAUGGUUAUGAAGCUCGAUCCAUUACACCUCGAAUAACCUAUGAAAUGCAUGCAGUUUUGUACUUAAACUGGAAUGGAGAAUUCUACGACUUGGAGAAGAAAUUGAACAAGACGAGAGAUCCAGUCGAGGACCAAGUGGGAGGCCAUUGCUCUGGACUGAUCAAGGUGGCACCGAAUAAUGCGGAUCUUUUCAUCUCCCAAGUAACCAUGAGUGGAUUCCAAUACAUGCUCAGGGUACUCAAGCUUUACAAGUUUGGCUAUGAGCGUGAAUUCUUCCCGGGUUACGCCACUUCGAUGGCUUCGUAUCCUGGAUUCCUCUACUCAUCAGAUGACUUCGCACUUAUGUCUUCAGGACUGGCUGUCAUUGAGACGACAAUCAGCGUUUUCGACGUAACCCUCUUCAACAAUACCAAAGCUGUCGGUCAACUGCCAACAUGGAUUCGUGCCAUUGUAGCAAACCAAAUGGCUCGCGAUGCGAGAGAGUGGUGUAAGAUCUACGCAAAAUACAACUCGGGAACGUACAACAAUCAAUGGUUUGUACUAAUUCAGGUUUUCAGUCCAUACUUCGACGUUUUCAGAGGCACCGUAGUUUAUCAGGAUCUGACUUGGUUCCUCCAGAAAUACUCCUACUUCCCUUCAUACAACAUCCCCUACUUCAAGAAAAUCACGACCAUCAGUGGUUUCAUCGGCCAGGGAAAGAAACUCGGCGACUGGUUCGUGUGGGGUAAGAGCCCUCGUGCAAGGAUAUUCGAACGUGAUCAUCACACCGUUACUGACAUCGACUCCCUCACUAAACUGAUGCGGUACAACAAUUACACGAACGACGAGUUUUCACGGUGCAACUGCAAUCCCCCAUACUCAGCUGAGGCAGCCGUUUCUGCUCGUGGUGAUUUGAAUCCUGCAAACGGUACCUACGAGUUUCCUGGUCAAGGACAUGUGAACCACGGUGCUCUCGAUUACAAGAAUGACAAAGUGAGACAUAUCGGCCAUCCAGAUGAAUGGAAGUUCGACUGGUUCGAUCUCAAAUGGGAAACCGACAUCAAAGCCUGA
Cooperia oncophora is the source of this 1407-nucleotide messenger RNA. Lineage: Eukaryota; Metazoa; Nematoda; Chromadorea; Rhabditida; Trichostrongylidae. The record is from the annotation of a GenBank genome assembly.